Messenger RNA from Carassius carassius (crucian carp), 3639 nucleotides. It is a transcript of the gene ankrd13b, whose product is annotated as ankyrin repeat domain 13B. The record is from RefSeq and is a predicted model, not a curated record. The transcript has 15 exons. NCBI's taxonomy places the organism in Eukaryota, Metazoa, Chordata, Actinopteri, Cypriniformes, Cyprinidae. The coding region runs from base 274 to 2250 and encodes 658 amino acids. Gene Ontology annotation, cellular component: cytoplasm. Gene Ontology annotation, molecular function: protein binding.
UUUGAGUGCGAGAGGAGAGGGAGACGAGAUUAGGAGUGGAGAACAGAACGGAGAGCAUUCAUGCACACAAGCUUUAAAUUGCCUUCAACAGACACACUGAAUGCCAAACUACUAUGCAAAAUGCGAUGCUGGAACGAAAAGGGAGAGAAAUGCCCUUAGCUGUCGUUUCAGCUAUACUAAUAAUAAUAUAGUACGCGCCCUUUAUAAAAGUAAGUGAUAUCGCACAAAAGCAGGGAAACGGAACUAGAGAGAGCAGCGGCGAACUAUGCACUGAUGAUGAUUUCUGCCAGAAAAACUCCGGAGAAGAGUCGCUACCACCUGCAUUUUCUGGUGUGGCAUAACAAACACCGGCAGCUGGAGAAAGAGCUCUCAGCUCGCGAGCAGGUUGAUUUAGAAGUGUUGGACCCACGGGGUCGGACUCCUUUGCACCUUGCCGUGACACUGGGCCAUUUAGAUUGCGCCCGUCUGUUAGUCCAGCAUGGAGCCGAUGUCAGCAGAGAAAACAGAAAUGGCUGGACAGUGUUGCAGGAGGCCAUCAGCUCACGUAACCCAGAGAUGGUGCGUCUGGUGCUGCGUUACCGUGACUACCAGCGCACCACCAAGCGACUGGCGGGGAUCCCACGCCUGCUGGAGAGACUCCGACAGGCACAGGACUUUUACGUGGAAAUGAAAUGGGAGUUUACAAGUUGGGUUCCUCUCGUGUCUCGUAUCUGUCCGAGUGACACAUAUCGGGUAUGGAAGAGUGGCCAGUGUUUGCGGGUGGACACAACGCUAAUGGGAUUUGAGCAAAUGACCUGGCAAAGAGGCAAUCGCAGCUUCAUAUUCAGGGGUCAAGGUGCGUGCAGUGGCUUUUCCCCUGCACUGAACCUCCUUUAUUUUUCUCUGCCUGCUGCCUACAAAUCAGAUUUAGACUCCAGCGCCAUGGUAAUGGAAGUGGAUCAUGACAGACAGCUGGUGUUUUGCGAGACGCUGCCAUGCCUGUCUUCCUCUCCCACCUCGCCCUCCACGAGGCCGUGCACAAACACUUUGCGCCUUCUGGGGGCGCUGCAGCCCAGCGACGAACAGGUGGCGGCCCGUCUAUCUGCUCCCGUGGUAGCGACGCAGCUGGAUACCAAAAACAUUUCCUUUGAGAGGAAUAAAACGGGCAUUCUUGGCUGGCGUAGUGAGAAAACGGAGGUGGUAAAUGGGUACGAAGCAAAGGUUUACUGUGCUUCUAAUGUGGAGCUGAUCACACGUACACGUACUGACCAUCUCACCGACCAGCACAAAACAAAACCCAAAGGGGGCAAGACUCCUCUGCAAUCCUUCCUGGGUAUCGCUGAACAGCAUAUAGGGCCUAACAACGGACACACUAUGGUGACUCAGAAAUCAUGUCCUGCAACGAACCCUUUGGCCGUGACGGCAGAGGAGUACUUUAAUCCCAACAUGACUCAGAGAGACAUCGGCCAGCCCUGUCACCUCACCACCAAAACACAAAGGUUCAAAGCCAAGCUGUGGUUGUGUGAAUCACACCCUUUAUCUCUGUCGGAGCAGGUGGCUCCUAUCAUCGACCUCAUGGCCAUCUCCAACGCACUGUUCGCCAAGCUUAGGGACUUCAUCACCUUGCGCUUGCCUCCUGGCUUUCCCGUCAAAAUAGAAAUUCCCAUCUACCACAUUCUGAAUGCUCGCAUCACCUUUGGAAACCUAAAUGGUUGUGAAGAGGGUGGUUUGCCCCGAGUGGAUGCUGAAGGGGACGGACAGAAGGACAGCCCCAGGACAGAGACUCCAUCUCCAGGCAGUGACUCCUCCAGCGUGUCCAGCUCCAGCUCCACAAACUCGUGUCGUGGAGGGGAGAUCCCAUCUUGUGUGUUUGAGGCUCCGCGAGGCUACAGCAUUUUAGGAGGAAACCAGAGGGAGAACAUUAGAGAAGAGGAAGAUGAUCUGCUACAGUACGCUAUCCAGCAGAGCCUGAUAGAGGCAGGAUCAGAAUAUGACCAGGUGACGAUCUGGGAGGCUUUGACCAAUAGUAAGCCAGGAACACACUCUCUGUCCUGUGACCCCAGCCGGCACGAAAGAACCCCACAGCACAAACCUAGCCCUGUGGAGAGCCCUCGCAGCACACCGACCAAUAAGCCACCACGCAGCUAUGACGAGCAGCUGCGUCUAGCUAUGGCACUGUCCGCCCGUGAACAGGAAGAGGCGGAGCUACGUCAAAGACGAGAGGAAGAGGACCUGCAGCGUAUCAUUCAGCUAUCACUCAUGGAGAAGUGACUGGGUUAGUGGGAACUGAGGGGUGGGAGAGCAUGUCUAGGGAUCUGGAACCAACUACAUUGGCCAUUCCAAAGGCCCAACCCUCUUCUUCCAAAGAACUGGAUAAAAUGGGCCGAUCUCUUGUCCAGUCUUGAGUGAAUCGUUCAGAAUCACAGAGAAAACACGGUCUUCACUGCAAGUUUACAAACACAAACUAUUAAAAUCAUGGCAAUCCACUGACUGAUCAGCACGGGUCUGGUUUCUUAACGUGUGAAUGUGCAUUUAUGACUGAGAAAGUCCACACUACGUACCUUGGCAUUGUUUCUAAAAGCCAUCAUCUGAACACUUGCUGAGAGUUCUUGCAGUAGGUGUGAGUUCUGGGGGAAUCUUGCCACUUUUUUCAAGUUUUAAAUUAUAGACUAACUUUAAUUUUGGUUUAUAAUAUACAUCAGAUUCACUGUAUUUGGAUUGAGGAGCCAUGAUGUCUCCUAAAAGAAUGUUUGAGGGCAUUUAAACAAGAGUUUAUGCUGCAGCUCCAUCGAUCUUGAUGGGAAUGCUGCGUUCACAAAAAGCGUAGAAGGAAAACUUAAUGAUUUGUGAAAGUGACACUUCCAUUAAGUAACCAAAGUUGCUUAAUAACAACUUUGGUUAAUGCCAUUUCAUUAAUCCUUAAAAUUUGAAGAUCUCAUACAGGAGGGUUUUGAGAAAAUGUUUUCCCAUUUGAUUUCAAAGACCUGUUCGCAGUAGCGCAAUUGUUUGACAUGAAAAUUUAGUCCGAGUUUUGCAUGCCAUUUGUCUGUUCAGACCAAUAUGAAAAAAGAUAGGUUAAAUGAAAAUGAAAGUUUCUCUCUGAAAGUAGCUGGCAAUUAUGGAAAAAUAAGGUACAGGGGACCAGUGGUGCUCAAGUUUCCAUUUUGACAAACUGGAUGUCAUGGAAGUUUAAUGGUGUGUGCAGACCAAAAGUUAAUCUAAUUAUUUGCGCAAGUAUAUUACAUACAAAGUCAAUGCAAAGACACGAAUAGACACGAAUGUGUCGGCUGACGCAAAGGAAUGCGAAUUGGGCAAUACGUUUGCCUUGAUCAUGCAUUAUACACCUUAAUCACGUGCAAGUUUAAAGGUUUUGACUCAAGUUGAAAAUUCGCAAGAUGCAUUGUCACGUAAUCCGAUCAGAGAAGAGCUUGUUGAUACAUCCAGUUGUAACAGAAAAGGAUUUUUAUUUAUUUAUAAGAUUUAUUUUUGCCGUUUUUUUCUGACUGGACAGUAGUAAUGCAAGGAAGCGAAAUAGGAGAAAGAGAGGGGGGCGGGAUCUGGAAAGGUUCAUGAGAUGGGAUUCAAAUUGGGACGCCCAUAGCGCAAUGGCUUCUAUUGUUUUUAUUUAUGCAAGUGAUGCGAAAACAUCCCACAGAUAAU